AUUUUGCGAGCGCCGCCUCCCUCAGGCGCCAGAAUCCAAGAUGGCGCUCGCCAGCGUCCUCCGUUCGGAGCUCCCGGAUUUCUCCAAAUCGUUCCCAAAAUCUUUUUCCAAAAGUUUUCCCGAUGAUUCCGAGGAGAUCCCCGAAAUCCUGCGGGAUGCCUCGGGCCCUCCGCGGGUUCUGGCGGCUCCGCCCUGGGGCGUUGAGGCAGAGCCGGAGGGGCUCGGGCUGCAGAUUCUUCACGGCACCACCACUCUGGCUUUUAAGUCCCCCCACGGCGUGACGGUGGCCGUCGACUCGCGCGCCACGGCCGGCUCGUACAUCGCCUCGCAGUCGGUGCUGAAGGUGCUGCCCAUCAACGCGCGCAUCCUGGGCACCAUGGCGGGCGGCGCCGCCGACUGCAGCUUCUGGCAGCGGCUGGUGGCGCGGCAGUGCCGCGUGCAGGAGCUGCGCAACAAGGAGCCCGUCUCGGUGGCCGCGGCCUCCAAGCUGCUGGCCAACCUGGUGUACCAGUACAAGGGCAUGGGGCUGAGCCUGGGCACCAUGGUGUGCGGCUGGGACAAGCGCGGGCCCGGUACGGGGCGCUGGGGGGGACAGGCACUGGCCACAGCCCGGAACUCGGUAGCCACACCUCGAAAGUUGGUAGCCACACCUCAAAAUUCGGGUUAAAUAGGCCAAAAUUUG
This is a messenger RNA of Pyrgilauda ruficollis (rufous-necked snowfinch), 682 nucleotides long. RefSeq names its product proteasome subunit beta type-5-like. The record is from RefSeq and is a predicted model, not a curated record. Gene Ontology annotation, cellular component: proteasome core complex. The coding region runs from base 41 to 667 and encodes 208 amino acids. NCBI's taxonomy places the organism in Eukaryota, Metazoa, Chordata, Aves, Passeriformes, Passeridae. The transcript has 2 exons.